Odocoileus virginianus texanus is the source of this 2313-nucleotide messenger RNA. Lineage: Eukaryota; Metazoa; Chordata; Mammalia; Artiodactyla; Cervidae. The record is from RefSeq and is a predicted model, not a curated record.
CAAGGCGAACAGGGGCCCCGGAGCCGCUGCGCCGUCGGGGCAGGGUUGUGGCUGCGAGUCCUGGAGCUUGUGUGUCUCCUGCUGUGUUGUGGGGCAAGAGGGAAGAGGUGCAGCAGAAGGGACUCUCUGAGCCACCUCCGCUCCACUCCAUGUUGGCUGUGCUCUCAGGCUGGCGCCAUGCCACCCCCAGCAGAGGUGACAGACCCGUCCCAUGCCCCCGCCGUUCUGCGCCAGCUCAAUGAACAGCGGCUUCGUGGCCUCUUCUGUGACGUCACCCUCAUAGCUGGAGACACCAAGUUCCCCGCUCACCGCAGUGUCCUGGCUGCUUCUAGUCCCUUCUUCAGAGAGGCCCUGCUGGCCUCAGCGCCACUGCCCCUCCCACCCAUCCCUGGGGGCUCAGCCCCCAACCCCACCACCACCACAGCGGCCUCCUCCUCCUCCUCUUCCUCCUCUUCCUCCUCCUCUCCCUCUCCAGCCUCACCUUCAGCUUCAUCCCCACCUCGGGUCCUGGAGCUGCCAGGGGUCCCAGCAGCUGCCUUUUCUGAUGUCCUCAAUUUCAUCUACAGUGCCCGGCUGGCACUGCCUGGUGGUGGAGGGGACGGGGCAGCUGUGGCGGAGAUCGGCGCUCUGGGACGGCGUCUGGGCAUCUCCCGCCUGCAGGGCCUGGGGGAGGGGGGUGAUGCCUGGGUGCCUCCUGCUCCAGUUCCCAUGGCCACCUCACAGCCUGAGGAGGACAGCUUUGGGCCUGGGCCUAGGCCAGCCGGGGAGUGGGAGGGGGACAGGGCUGAGGCCCAGGGCCCUGACUCACAGCCUGCCUUGUCCCGGCGGCCCCUCCCCUGCCCCCGAUGUGGGAAAAGCUUCAUCCAUCCCAAGCGGCUGCAGACCCAUGAGGCCCAGUGCCGGAGGGAGGCCAGCGCUCGGGGGUCUGCAGGGCUGGGAGCAAGGGGUUCUGUCCCCAGUGGCCCUGCAGGAGUGGACGCCUCGGCCCUGCCCCCAGCGGUAGGCUUUCGAGGUGGUCCUGAGCACGUGGUGAAGGUGGUGGGCGGCCACGUGCUCUAUGUGUGCGCGGCCUGUGAGCGUUCCUACGUGACCCUGUCCAGCCUAAAGCGACACAGCAACGUACACUCAUGGCGGAGAAAGUACCCCUGCCGCUACUGCGAGAAGGUGUUCGCACUGGCUGAGUACCGAACCAAACACGAGGUGUGGCACACCGGGGAGCGCAGGUACCAGUGCAUCUUCUGCUGGGAGACCUUUGUCACUUACUACAACCUGAAGACCCACCAGCGAGCCUUCCACGGCAUUAGCCCGAGUCUCCUGGCGAGUGAGAAGACGCCCAAUGGAGGCUAUAAGCCCAAGCUCAAUACCCUCAAGCUGUACCGCCUGCUCCCCAUGCGGGCGGCCAAGCGGCCCUACAAGACCUACAGCCAGGGAGCCCCCGAGGCUCCCCUCUCUCCAAGCCUCAACACACCGGCCCCUGUGGCAAUGCCAGCCAGCUCACCACCCGGACCCCCACCUGCCCCAGAGCCUGGCCCCCCACCAUCUGUCAUCACUUUUGCCCACCCAGCUCCCUCAGUCAUUGUACAUGGGGGCAGCAGCAGUGGUGGAGCAGGGAGUGGGCCGGCCAGCACAGGGGGGGCCCAAGCUGCCUCAGUCAUCACUUACACUGCUCCCCCAAGGCCCCCCAAAAAACGUGAGUACCCACCUCCUCCCCCCGAACCUGCAGCCGCACCAACCAGCCCAGCCACAGCAGGCAGCCCAGCCACAGCCGCAGGGCCCGCCACAGCCACGGAGGAGGCCAAGGGCCGGAACCCACGGGCCACGAGGACUCUGACCUACACGGCCAAGCCAGCUGGUGGGAUUGGCGGGGGCACGGGUCCUCCUGCAGGGCCUGGCCGGGGCCCCUCUCAGCUCCAGGCUCCACCGCCACUGUGUCAGAUCACUGUGAGAAUCGGUGAGGAGGCGAUUGUCAAGCGCCGCAUCUCAGAAACAGACCUGCGUCCCGGGGAGCUAAGCGGCGAGGAGAUGGAGGAGAGUGAGGAGGAGGAGGAGGAUGAGGAAGAGGACGAGGAGGAGGAGGAGGAGGGGCAGGGGGAGUCCAAGGCUGGCGGAGAGGACCAGCUCUGGAGGCCCUACUACUCCUACAAGCCCAAGCGCAAGCCUGGGGCCGCGGCCCCGGCUAGCAGCGGGGGCAGCGGGAUGCCCAGAAGCCGCCGGCCGCCUCGCUGGAGACAGAAGCUGGAACGGAGGAGCUGGGAGGAGACCCCAGCAGCCGAGGGCCCCACGGGGCGUGCCCGUGGCGGAGGAGGAGGAGGG